Xiphias gladius (swordfish) is the source of this 3318-nucleotide messenger RNA. It is a transcript of the gene fyb1b, whose product is annotated as FYN binding protein b. The transcript has 19 exons. The record is from RefSeq and is a predicted model, not a curated record. Gene Ontology annotation, molecular function: protein binding. Bases 208 to 2571 code for a protein of 787 amino acids. Gene Ontology annotation, biological process: T cell receptor signaling pathway; protein localization to plasma membrane; integrin-mediated signaling pathway. NCBI's taxonomy places the organism in Eukaryota, Metazoa, Chordata, Actinopteri, Istiophoriformes, Xiphiidae. Gene Ontology annotation, cellular component: plasma membrane.
GUCGCUGGACAGAGCUGGAGUAUACAUCCUCCAGAUACAAACACACAGACUCAUACACUCAACUCUUUGUCACUCACUGUCUCUUGGCUUCUCUCUCUCUUCGACAGCAACAGAAACUCUCACAGAGACAUUGAACAAACACUCUGCACCACUUUAUCCAUCAGCCAUUUGGACAUAGCAGAGUCCCCUGGGAUUGUUGUCCUCAAUAUGGAAAACAAGUCUGAUGUAAAGGCCAUCAUGGCUCGCUUCCAAGCGAGUGGGUGGAGCACUGACGAGACUUCCUCUACACUGGCUGGACGUACCAAACAACCCUUGCACCCCACCCUCUCCUCCGGCCCGACCAUACAGACAAAGAAACCUGUCUUGGAGAGCCUCUCGGGCAGUGCAAUAAAUGUUCCUCCUAAACCACUUUUCCUGAAAAACACAGUAUCCACUAAAAGUGACACAGAGGCACAUAAGCCAAACAAAACUAAAGCCCUGGCUAGUAGGUUUGACAACACACAGGAUGACACCAAGACCAACAGCAAACCCUUAAUUGGUAUUAAACAGCAGAUACCUCUGAAGCCACCCCUUUCACAGCCUCCUGAAGCUAAAGGCCCUGUACAGAAGCCUCCGCUCAACAAGCCCUCCCUCAGCUCCACCCUGUCCGACUCCAAACCUGCCUUUCCUAAACCAUCUCAAGCAGUCAGCUCCAAGCCGGGCUGGAUAAAAGAAGACAGUGGUGGGGGUGUGCCAUCCACUACUGGCUCCACACCCAAAUUGCCUCCUUUACAACAAAAACCGAGCAGCAGCAUCAUAAAAUUAUGGCACCAAAGUGAAGAACAGGCAGGAGCUAACACAGACAGCGUGAACAAACCCUCCCCUCUGACAAACUCCACUUUUAAGCCCCCCUCCAACUUUAGGAGUGCUCAGAGUAUGUUCAACAAGGAGAAAGACAAGAAUGAGCAGUCAGAUAGUGGUGGAGCCAACAAACUGCCCAUCACUGCCACUAACUCCAUCCCUCCUCCCAAACCUCCAGCCAGUAAAAAACCUAGCUUGAGGAAGCCAUCCAAGCCCUCUUCUCAGCCCAGCAGCAUUAAUGGUGAUGCCAUUUCGGGCCCCAAGCGUAACCCUCUACCCAACAGUUUAGCUUUGGGUCCUGCUCCUGCUAAACCUAACCGACCCCCCAGAGUCAACCUGGAAAAAUUUAAAAGAGGUGCUGAGGCCUCUGAUGACGGUCCCAGCACCUUUAAGAAACCCAUCAUCCCAACAACUCAGUCCUCUCAUCUCAGUAACCACAGCAACCAUGUGGCCCCUACUCCACCCCCACAGUCUGCCCUCCCCAGUCUGCCCCCAAGACACCCUGGAUCCAUGAUCCAGCAAGAGGAGUUCUAUGAUGAUGUUGAUGAACUGAACUGCUCUCCUCCACCUCUACCACCAUCCACAGGUCACCCAAGUCAGAGGGCAAAGGAGGAAAUUGAUAACGAUGAUGGAGAGAUGUAUGAGGAUCUUGAUGAACGAUGGGAAGCGGCUGAACAAAAACAAGAGAAGAAGAAAGAGAAAGACGAGAAGGAGGAGAAAAAACGACUGGAGGCUGAGAGGAAGGAGCAGAAGGAACGUGAGAAGAAGGAACAAGAUGCCAGAAAGAAAUUCAAAUUGGUUGGCCCACUGGAGGUCAUCCAUCAGGGGAAAGCUCGUGUGGACUGCAGAAGCAGUAAAACCGACCUUGGUCUGAAGCUGGGAGACCGCCUGGACAUCAUCCGUGUGCAGGGCAACCCAGAGGGAAAAUGGUUGGGACGGACGCAGGAUGGAUCCAUUGGUUAUGUAAAAACCACCUCCGUGGAAAUGGACUUUAACACACUGAAGAAUCGUCAAGCUCAGCAGGCAUACGACCCUGAGGUCUAUGAUGACAUCGAUAUUGUCUCUUCUGAUAACAGUGGGAUCACAGGACCCGGAGUUGUCCUACCCCCACUACCAGGAGAGGGAGGAGAAAUAUAUGAUGAUGUUGUUGAUCCAAACCUGGAAGUCAGUCCCCUGGACACCAGCUCUUAUCCUACGAAGUCCCGUGGCUUCCUGUGGAUGUUUGAGCGGAACAGACGUCCUACCAGCACUAAAGUAGUGCCUCCACCCAGCCAGUUUACUGCAGAGGGGAAUUCAGAUGAGCCAGGGGCAGCAAUCGAUGAGGAGAUAUACGAUGAUGUUGACUCUCAAAAUUUGUCCUCACCUCCGCCAAUCAGCAGCUUUCCAAUCCUGAAAGGCAAAAGCAAGACUGAAGAGAUGGUCCCAAAGAAGCAGAAAAAGUUUGAGAAAGAAGAAAAGGACUUCAGGAAAAAGUUUAAAUAUGAUGGGGAGAUACAGGUGUUGUACCAGGUGACCAUCGUCGACACACUCACUAAUAAGAAGUGGAGUGGGAAAGAGCUGCCAGUCAAAGCAGGGGAGAAACUUGACGUCAUUGUUAAAGCCGUGGACAACAAAUUGAUCUGUCGGAACGAGGAGGGCAAGUUUGGUUAUGUUUCCACCAGCCACAUUGCUAUGGACGACGGUGAUAUCUACGAUGAUAUUGGAGAUGAUUGCAUCUAUGACAACGAUUGAGAAACAUCCAGCACUGGAUUAAUUGUUUUACACUGAUAUUGUUCAUGUUAUUUAUUAUGUUUAUUGAUGAUAUACACUGGGAGUUGCUUUGAGUUAGCCUGAUAAUCAGACUGAAUUUUCAUUUCAUUUUCACUUCAUUAUUUAUUAAUCAAUAUUUGAAUUGGUGAAAAAAUUUGGACAUGUGGGCAGAAAUUCAGAGAUCUGGAACCAGGCUGGCUUCGAAGUCCUUUGAACAAUGUAUUCAUUUCAAAAAAUAUUCUCUUCAAAACAAACAAACAAACAAAACAAAACUAUUUAUUGUGAUUAUAUUACUUGCUACAUCUUGGCACGGUGGGAAACUUUUGUUAGAUCAACAGUAUUUGCAUGUUUCUGUUUUUAUAUUUAUGUCUGUUUUUUCCCCUCUCUUGCACUGCUUUUAGACACUCCACAGCUCUGACUUAAAAUGUAUGCAAUAUUAUAAGACUAGCAGCAUGUUUAAAUGAAAGUUAUAAACAUUACUUGCUAUUUUGUCAUUAACUACUGUCCAUAAUAUGAUAUUGUUUCUUUGUUUCAGCUUUUUAACAUGUAGAAUAAACAACUGUUUUAGUGCCAAUGUGUCUGUACAUAAAGUUAUGACAUACAUACAAUUUUUGAAAAAAAAAAAAGUGUUUUUGAUUUUUCUCUACAAAUCUUUGUUUAUCCUAUCCGCCAUAAAGGGAGUGCUACUUUUCCAUAAAGAGCAGCAUUAGUUAAACACGUCUGUCACCA